Molecule: messenger RNA, 896 nt
Organism: Cydia splendana
Lineage: Eukaryota; Metazoa; Arthropoda; Insecta; Lepidoptera; Tortricidae
Exons: 2
Coding region: 1-873 (290 amino acids)
Source: RefSeq, a predicted model, not a curated record
AUGCACCGUCUAACCGAGCACACGCUUCUGGAGCCGCCUUCGCCAGCGUACACAAACGUGACAGUGAGGCGCGCCUUCAUCGUCUGGCUCCACUGUGGUCAGACCAACAAGUUCAAGGACGUCUGCAAUUACUUCCACUUCUUGGAAGGAUUGGAGGACAAGCUCCCAGUGGACAGCCGGGCCGUCAGCCGUCAUCACGAGUUCGAUCUCUUCACCAACCUUCCGCCCUCCUCCACCUACCUCAACUCCCACCACCCCAAACUCUACACCAACACGCAGCUGGAAAACUACUACGUCACCAAACUAGAAGCCAUCAGGAACGAGAAAUGCGUGUUCAAACUAGAAGGCUUUGAGGAGAUCGGACCCAAAAACGGGGUUACUAAACACCAGAUAGUCGAAUCGAGUCAGCUAAUCAGAAGGCAUUGCUUGAGCCACUCUAUUACUCUGAAGAAGUUCCUCAUAGAAUUUAAGGAGUAUGCUUCUAAAUGUCAAUUGAAAAACAACGUUCAAAACGUGGCCUUUUAUAUAAAGAGGAAAAUGAUCAAAGAAGAAAUAACAAUGAUAGCAAAUUGUCCGAGAACAUUCAGUUUUCUUGAAGAGGAAUUCGUUGAAGAUACGUCUGUGAGUUUCCUGAGUCAAAUGAGAUCGUUAGAUAGUAUAAAAUUAUCUCCGACGAUGAAGCUGAACGGUGUUGAUGUUUGGAACAACGAGAAUUUGAAGAACAAGGUAUCGAACGCUAGAAAUGCAUUCGCGAAGAAAUCGAGUCAGAAAAGAAAUGUGAACCAGAUCCAGGAAAAGCAGGAAGCUAGGUACGAUGUAGAAUAUAUGAAAGUUAUUAAGCAGAAGUUGAAAAAUGAAUUAAUGGUAUUGUAAGAAAAUUUCAAAUGGGUUAUAUA